Molecule: messenger RNA, 1481 nt
Organism: Macroventuria anomochaeta
Lineage: Eukaryota; Fungi; Ascomycota; Dothideomycetes; Pleosporales; Didymellaceae
Product: glycoside hydrolase family 28 protein
Exons: 3
Coding region: 71-1402 (443 amino acids)
Biological process (GO): carbohydrate metabolic process
Molecular function (GO): polygalacturonase activity
Source: RefSeq, a predicted model, not a curated record
CAGUCACUCUUUCAGUCUCUCGUUUCCAACUUCAGUCACUCGUUCCUGCUGAGCAGGUUUCUAAUUCGCAAUGCACUUCUCUUCCUUCCUCGUCGCGGCCGUUGCCGUUCUGCCUACCGCCGUCUUCGGCCAGCUUUCGGGCAAAGUUGGACCUCUGACUACGCAUGCUGCUAAGACCAAAGUCAAGACUUGCAAUGUCUUGAACUAUGGUGGCAAGGCUGACAAGAGUACCGAUCUUGGCCCUGCUCUCUUGAAGGCCUUUGCGGCCUGCAAGACAGGUGGUACCGUUGUUGUCCCAUCUGGUAACUAUGCUAUGAAGACGUGGGCUACAUUUGAGGGCGGUAAGGCAUGGGCUUUGCAGCUUGAUGGUAUCAUCUACCGUACUGGUACCGAUGCGGGUAACAUGUUGUUCAUUCGCAACGCAAACGACUUUGAGAUGUUCAGCAGCACUGGCAAGGGUGCUAUUCAGGGUCUUGGAUACGAAGACCACAAGAACGGGAAGCGGAACGGCGCUCGCCUCUUGCGUGUUGAGAAGACCAACAACUUCUCCGUCCACGACAUAAUCCUCGUCGACGCACCCAUGUUCCACUUCGUCAUGAACACCGUCACCAACGGCGAGGCCUACAACAUGGCCAUCCGCGGCGGCGACUGGGGCGGUCUCGACGGCGUCGACAUCGUCGGCACAAACGUCUGGGUCCACGACAUCAUGGUCACAAACAAAGAUGAAUGCGUAACGGUAAAGUCGCCCUCCACCAACCUCCUCAUCGAAAACAUCUACUGCAACUGGUCCGGCGGGUGCGGCAUGGGCUCGCUCGGCGCCGACACAGCCAUCUCCAAGAUCCAAUACAAGAACAUCUACACCUGGAAAUCCAACCAGAUGAUGAUGAUCAAAGCCAAUGGCGGGUCGGGCUACCUCGAAGACGUGGUACUCGAGAACUUCAUCGGCCACGGCAACGCGUACGCAUUCAACAUCGACCAGUACUGGUCGUCGAUGAGCACGAUUGCCGGCAACGGCGUGCAGAUCAGCAAUGUGACGGCGAAGAACUGGCGCGGCACACAAGCCAACGGUGCGCAGCGCGGGCCGGUAAAGGUUGUGUGUGCGGACAAGGCGCCUUGCACCGACAUCGAUGUGAGCGACAUCCAGAUGUGGACCGAGACGGGCAGCAAGAACGUGAACUUGUGCCGCUCGGGCCAUGGCUCCGGCAUGUGCUUGAAGAGCGGCACGGCGAGCUAUGCGCAGGUCACCCAGACCGUCACCACAGCUCCUACUGCCUACUCGGCUGCCAGCAUGGCGGACAACCUGGAGACUGCUUUUGGCACGGUGAGCAGCAUCCCCAUCCCGACGCUGCCGGCGUCGUACUACCCCAACACGCCGCCUAUCAGCAAGCUUGCUGGCCAGUGAGUGCAUGUGUUGCGAUGGAAAGGUGGGGUGGGAUGGGAGAGGUCGGGGGGCUUCUUGUGUAUAUAAUUCUCGGUUGAAG